AAAACAGCAGCGGCAAUGCUGGCUCGUCCAACCUCCAUCCGCUCCCUCGCCUUCCACCGCCGCCUCCCGCUUCCCCACCCUCCCGCCCUCCUCCGCCGGCCUCAGGGUCCGCCUCCCUGCCCCACCCCAACGCGGUCUCUCAUGGUCUUCUCCGCGGAGAUAGCGGUCGAAGAGGCGGAGGAGGAAGCCCUCUCCACCGGCGCUGGAGACGGCGGUGAGGUGAGCACGGAGGAGUGGCAGCGAUGGGGAACCUCCUCUCCUCUCCCAAAUGUGGUGUCCGCCGUCGUCCGCGAGCUGCUCCGGAUGGAAUCCUUGGCCGGCGAGAAGAUGCGGUUCGGUGGCGUUGGCUCCAAGCUGAAGGGCGAUUUCAAGGACGUGGAGGAUAAGAAGCACAGGGCUGUGUACGAGACGCUCCCCGACUCCGAUCAGAAGCUGCAGUACUACUCUGCACGGCAGAUUGGUUGCCGUCUGCUCGGGAGCAGGGGGUAUCUGUGCCAGAAGUGCUGGCUACCAAUGGAAGAUUGUAUGUGCUCAAAACUUGCCCCUUGCAAUUUGUGGAGGGGAAUAAAAUUCUGGCUAUACAUGCAUCCAAAGGACUUCUUGCGGCAAAACAACACUGGAAAGUUACUCUGGCAAGUAUUUGGCAUCCAAGCUGCGCCCUUGUGUCUCUUCGGCAUCCAAGAACAGGAAGAUAUAAUGUGGGAUGCAUUCCAGCGGUCAGGAAAGGGGAAGGUCUCAUUUCUGUACCCAAAUAAGAGUACAACCCCCAAAUCUGUCCAGGAUCUUAAAUUUGAUGAUUUGACCUUGAAUGCUGAAUGUCAGGAGAUGGAAGCACAAGGUGAACCUCUUAACUUGGUCUUGCUUGAUGGUACCUGGAGUAACUCUGCCGCAUUAUACAGAAGGCUGAAGGAGAGAUGGGCUGCAAUAUGGGGGGAGGAAGACAUACCGUGUAUCUCACUGUCUAUGUUGAGCGCUUCAGUGAUGCAUAAACUGCGACCUCAGCCAGCAUGGGAUCGUACCUGCACUGCGGCAGCCGCAGCUGGUCUCCUCUCGGAGCUGCACAUGCGGCCUGACCUCAGUGCGUUCAAGCUGGAAGAGCAAGCUGAGGCAGUGGAGUGCUCGUUGGAUGUCUUGCUAGAUGCUCUCACAGUGCGACGGGUUCGCUUGGGUCGAUCUAUUACUCGAAAACAGAGGCAUAGAAGGGACUGCAUAUAGUGAACGACAGCAAAGUUAUGAUAUGCCUGGAAGGUUUAUUAUAUUUUUUUCCCGGAAGGGGAGAGUUAAUCAGAUAGGUUUUUUAGGUCACAAAUUCGUCAUUCUGGUGGUGUUAAUUUGUUAGUAGUUGUUUCUUGAUCUUACAGCUAGGCAUAAAGAGCAAUUUAUCGACUGUUAUGGAAGCUAUACUUGUAAGGCUGUAGCUGUGAUAUUAGAAGUUUGGAACAGACUGAAAUGGAGCAAUCCAAAGGUUAGUAGGAUAUGAAAUCAGCACUGUAAAACUAUGGUAUAUACGAGGUUAAUGUGCUGCAACUGGAUGUCAGAUUUGUUUUCCC
This is a messenger RNA of Brachypodium distachyon (stiff brome), 1550 nucleotides long. RefSeq lists its product as uncharacterized. The record is from RefSeq and is a predicted model, not a curated record. NCBI's taxonomy places the organism in Eukaryota, Viridiplantae, Streptophyta, Magnoliopsida, Poales, Poaceae. The transcript is spliced from 8 exons. Bases 16 to 1215 code for a protein of 399 amino acids.